Molecule: messenger RNA, 518 nt
Organism: Racocetra persica
Lineage: Eukaryota; Fungi; Glomeromycota; Glomeromycetes; Diversisporales; Gigasporaceae
Source: the annotation of a GenBank genome assembly
GUAAUAGAACAACAGUUUUGAUGCUUAUUAGUGGUGAUGGCAUUAUAACUGAUGCGGCUCUCUUGUUUGCCUAUAAUGUAUAUUGCAUAUACAUGUUAUCUUCCAAUUGGAACCGUGAAAGCAAAAAAUCGAGUAAUACUAUAUUAAUUGAUCAUGAAAAAUUAUCUAUCCCGCUUGCCACUUUUCAAAAUUUUUGGUCUAUUACGGAUUCCAUAUACAAAAUUGAUACUAAAACUAUCGUAAAAGGUACUACGGACUUUAUAAGUACUUUUAAAUCAGUUUCAGCUAUGCAAAAAGCACUUUCGCUACGAGCUUUCAUAUCACUUGUAUAUCGAACUGGCAUUGUGUCUGUGGCAUUUUGUUCUGUACGUGAUGCUGACGAAGACGAGAGUUUUAUAAGUCAAACCAUUUUAAAUGUUAUAACUGCAUUUACAACUCCAGUACUCAUUGCAGUAUAUACGCACUUGUUAUUGUCCCAUUAUGAACAUUUAGAUGGUGAUGAUUCAUUUUGGAGAUGG